Saprolegnia diclina VS20 is the source of this 1062-nucleotide messenger RNA. RefSeq lists its product as hypothetical. Gene Ontology annotation, biological process: autophagy of mitochondrion; autophagosome assembly; nucleophagy. Bases 35 to 979 code for a protein of 314 amino acids. Gene Ontology annotation, molecular function: Atg8-family ligase activity. The record is from RefSeq and is a predicted model, not a curated record. The transcript has 2 exons. Gene Ontology annotation, cellular component: cytoplasmic ubiquitin ligase complex; cytosol. Lineage: Eukaryota; Oomycota; Saprolegniomycetes; Saprolegniales; Saprolegniaceae.
CUACUCUCGAAAGCCGAAUUCUCUUCUUCGCCGCAUGAACCUCUUCCAGAACGUCCGCGAGUACCUCACGCCGGUGCUGUCCGAGUCGGGCUUUGUGACCGACGGCGUGCUCACGCCCGAGGAGUUUGUCGCGGCUGGCGACCAGCUGUGCUACAAGUGCCCCACGUGGCGCUGGGAAGGCGGCGACGUCAGUGCCCGCAAGGCGUACCUGCCGCCGCACAAGCAGUUUUUGCGCACGACGGGCGUGCCUUGCCGGCGCCGCGUCACGUCGCUCGAGCAAGAUUACGCCGGCGAGACGGCGCUGGCCGACGACGAAGACAGCGAGUGGCUCGCAACGCACAACAACAAUACGACUGCGCUCCACGACGACGACCAAGUCGAGCGGCUGCAGCACAUCUCGCUCGACGCCGAGGCGCCGGCGACGGGCAGCGUCAACAUUCUCAGCGCGCUCGUCGACGAGCACUUUCAUAUCACGUCAUCGAAUGACGCGGUGCCGGAUCUGAGCUCGUUUGAAGACGCCGACAAUAUCGUUGAGGAUGACGAGGCGGCGCUGACGUAUAUUGCAGCGACUGAGCCCGAGCCGCUUGAGACCGAUGCGGAUGGCAACCUCGUGUACACGCGCACGUACGACCUCUCGAUCACGUACGACAAGUACUACCGGACGCCGCGCGUGUGGCUGUUUGGGUACGAGGAGAGCGGCGCGCCGCUCAAGCCCGACGACAUGCUCCAGGACAUCAUGCAGGACUAUGCCAACAAGACGGUGACGCUUGACCCGCACCCGCACAUGCCAGGUAUCCCCCAUGCGGCCAUCCAUCCGUGCCAGCACGGCGCCGUCAUGAAGCGUAUUGUGGCCAACCUCAUGGGCGGCGGCAAGGAGAUUCGCAGCGACCAGUACAUGUUUAUCUUUCUCAAGUUUCUCCAGUCGGUCAUCCCCACAAUCGACUACGACUACACGAUGGAAGUCGAAGCCAAGUCGUAGAUCCCUUGGCUUUUGGUUGCCAGCCUCUUCGACCUUACACUGGAAUAUAUACCGAAACGAUCGUCUAUACAGCGGUUUGAAAA